Messenger RNA from Tarenaya hassleriana, 1208 nucleotides. RefSeq lists its product as uncharacterized. Lineage: Eukaryota; Viridiplantae; Streptophyta; Magnoliopsida; Brassicales; Cleomaceae. Bases 143 to 1051 code for a protein of 302 amino acids. The transcript has 5 exons. The record is from RefSeq and is a predicted model, not a curated record.
AUCAAUUUGAAGAGCUCAUGAACGAGUAAUCAUCAAACCGUUCAUCAAUCUCCACGUCUCCAUUCCUAGACCUUGUUCCAAGAAUUUUACGCUGUGUAAUUCUUGGAUCGAUACCAUUUGCACGCAAUUCAGAUCAGCAGACAUGGAGAUAUUCAGGAAGGCUAUGACGGUGCGUUUGCGUAGCCACCAUGACAAAUACCUUUUGGCAGAGGAAGACGAAGAGUCGGUAAGCCAAGACCGGAACGGGAGGUCGAUGAAUGCAAGAUGGACGGUGGAGAUCGUAGAGGAGGAGAACGUUAUACGCCUCAAGAGCUGCUUUGGCAAGUACCUUACAGCGUCGAACAUGCCAAUGCUCCUUGGAAUGACGGGCAAGAAGGUCCUUCAGACGUUACCGCGGAGGCUGGACUCUUCCGUCGAGUGGGAACCCAUCCGGGAAGGCGUCCAAGUGCGGCUCAAGACAAGGUACGGGCAGUACCUUCGAGCCAACGGAGGUUUGCCGCCAUGGAGGAACUCUGUCACACAUGAUAUUCCACACAGGACGACCACACAAGACUGGGUUCUCUGGGAUGUUGACAUUUUGGAGAUCAGAACGAAAAGAGCUCCAGAGCCACCUCAGGUUGCAGCUGUUCGGCCUCAGCCACCUCCACCACCACCACCCGAGGUUCUUAGGGCCGAAGAGCAUGACCAUGAUGAACCCGGUUCACCAAAAGGAUUCUCUCUCAAAUCUCCAAGGUUUUCCGAAGCUGAGUCUGAUGACUGUUCACCGGCCAAGGCAGAAGGGAGGUUGAUAUAUUAUAGGGUUGGGAACGAAGACGAAGACAUAGAUGAAGGAACAAAGGAAGAGUUUUUCUACUUCAAAGGUAUGGGAGUGGAAAAGCUGAAACAGAAGCUAGAGGAAGAGACAGGGCUUAGUGGCAUCUCAGUCUGUUCUCGUAGCCCUUUGAACGGAAAACUAUAUCCCCUACGGUUACAUCUCCCUCCCAACAACACAACAAUGCAUGUUGUCUUGGUCCCUAAAUCUUCAAAAGGAGAUGCUGCGACCACAUCUUGAAGAAUGGUUUGCUCUUGAAGAACAUAAAUUUUCGGUUUGUCAUUGAGACAUGUAAUUGACAUGUUGUAAAUUGAACUUAAUCUUUUGACCAAAGUGCACUAAUUAAGUAUCUAAGUUGGUGUAAAUAUAAAACCAAUCACCAGACUGUUUGUAAAGA